CCACGAUCUGACCCCCGAAAUCCCCACGUUUUCGCCUUUUUUAGAGUACUAAAAGAGACAAAAUACACUUAAACAAUUCGGCAUUCCAUUAAAUACCGACCACCAAUGCCAUAGAUUAACCUUUCUUUCAACAAAAGUCUUUAUCCUCCCCCUGCCUUGGGUUAUAUAUGGCUGACCCUAAUAAUCCCACCAACGUGCCUCAAUUAGACCAACCUUGCUCUCACUCGCCCGUACCAUCAUCAUCCUUACAAGACCCAAACAUCCAAGUCCCACACCCCCUCCCAACAAGUACUCACACGUGCGAUAACCCAUCUCCCACGUGUGACAAAUUUCCUCCCAUUGCUCCCAAAUCCAAUAUGGCCUCAAGCUCCUCCGGGAAACACCCAAUGUAUCGUGGAAUCCGGUGCCGGAGCGGUAAAUGGGUGUCCGAAAUCCGUGAACCACGCAAAACUACGCGUAUAUGGCUCGGUACGUACCCAACGCCAGAAAUGGCUGCGGCUGCCUACGAUGUGGCUGCCCUAGCCCUAAAAGGCGGCGAGGCUGCUGUUAACUUCCCUGGCUCUGUUGCUUCGUAUCCGCUUCCUGCUUCCGCAUCGUCCGCGGAUAUACGUAAAGCAGCUGCAGCAGCUGCUUUACUAAAAAAGGCUGAAACAACAAGUGAGAUUAAUCUAGGAACAGGUCAUCAGGCCAAAAAUGAAGAAAUGACGACACAAGAAUACGUGGACGAGGAUGCUCUUUUGAACCUGCCAAAUUUGCUGGUGGACAUGGCAGAGGGACUUCUGGUGUCACCGCCGAGAAUAAGCUCGACGCCAUCCGAUGACUCGCCGGAGAACUCCGAUGGAGAAAGCUUGUGGAGCUAUUAAUUCAUAUCGAUUUUUCUAAUAAUGCUGCUAGGAGAUCCUAUUUUUGGUCUUGCGAUCAUUUUCACUAAAUGUGGGCUCGAAAAGAAGGAAGCGAGUUUGAAAAUGAAGAAAGAAACAGAAAAGGAAAGAAAAAAGAAGUAGGCCUUGGCGGAAUUUAAUGCAUCUUUGUGUGCAUUAUUGUCUGCCUUGGAAAGAAUUUUUACAUAAUAUUAAAUAAAGACAAAAUAUGGGAAAACAAAAACCAGGAUUUUUAUGAAUAUGAUACAAAGAUUUCCAACACGUAAUUAAAUUUUUGGAUUUAAGCCUCUGAUUAGGGUUCCAAUAUUUCUUUGCUUACGAGUGCUGUUGUGGUAUACAGAUAGAAAUAAUGUAAUAUUGGCUUGUUUGUAA
Messenger RNA from Theobroma umbraticum, 1253 nucleotides. RefSeq names its product ethylene-responsive transcription factor ERF027-like. Lineage: Eukaryota; Viridiplantae; Streptophyta; Magnoliopsida; Malvales; Malvaceae. Gene Ontology annotation, biological process: regulation of DNA-templated transcription. The record is from RefSeq and is a predicted model, not a curated record. Gene Ontology annotation, molecular function: DNA binding; DNA-binding transcription factor activity.